Balearica regulorum gibbericeps (East African grey crowned-crane) is the source of this 1400-nucleotide messenger RNA. The record is from RefSeq and is a predicted model, not a curated record. Lineage: Eukaryota; Metazoa; Chordata; Aves; Gruiformes; Gruidae.
AUGAAAAAUCUGCCUCUGCAAAUAAAUUUAUUAUUGCUUUUCUGGAGAAUGUGUCUUGUUAAGGUAGUAUGUUUCAUUUAUGAAAUAGGAGAGAGAAGUCUAACUGUUAAACUUUUUUUCAGACAUAAUGGCGACAUUAAUUCACACUUUAUCAGAUCAUAGUGAUGAUGUCAACUACUGUGCCUUCUCAUCAUCGUGCCUGGCUACUUGUUCCUUGGACAAAACAAUUCGAGUUUAUUCUUUAAACAACUUUGCUGAACUUCCGUACUCACCUUUAAAAGGUCAUACGUAUGCUGUCCACUGCUGCUGCUUCUCUCCAUCAGGACACCUUUUAGCUUCAUGUUCUACAGAUGGCACUACCAUGGUUUGGGACACUCGUGAUGGCCGGGUGCUGGCAGUGCUAGAGCAGCCCAGUGGCAGUCCUGUUAGAGUCUGCCGAUUUUCUCCUGAGUCCACAUAUCUAGUGUCAGGGGCAGCGGAUGGGAGUGUAGUUCUUUGGAACACGCAGUCAUUGAAACUGUACAGAUCUGGGAAUGUUAAAGAUGGUUCUCUGGUGGCCUGUGCAUUUUCUCCUAAUGGAAAUUUCUUUGUCACUGGAUCAUCGUGUGGUGAUUUAACCAUUUGGGAUGAUAAAAUGAGAUGCCUGUAUAAUGAAAAAGCACAUGAUCUUGGCGUUACCUGCUGUGAUAUUUCUUCACAGCCAGUUUCUGAUGGUGAACAUGGAUUCAGAUACUUCCAGAUGGCUUCUUGUGGUCAAGAUAAUCAGAUCAAACUCUGGCUUAUUUUGUUUGCAGAUUUCUUAGGUGUUGAAUUAAAAUAUAAAUACACAUUGAGUGGACAUUCUGCCCCAGUUCUGGCUUGUGCAUUUUCUUAUGAUGGGCAGAUGUUAGUCUCAGGGUCUGUGGACAAGUGUGUCAUAAUACAUGAAACUAGUACUGGCAAUACCCUUCAUACUUUGUCUCGACAUACCAGAUAUGUUACAGCAUGUGCUUUUGCACCACAUAGUCCCUUACUUGCCACAGGUUCAAUGGAUAAAACUGUGAACAUAUGGCAGUUUGACCUUAAGCAACCCUCUGCAGGAAAUACUGUAGAAAAUGAAUCUAAGGUGGCUGUUGAGGACUGGUCAGAGGACGAUGUUUCGGCCUGGCUUUGUGCCCAAGACUUAGCAGACUUUGUUGGGCUUUUCAAAAUGAAUAACAUUGAUGGCAAGGAACUACUGAAUCUUACUAAAGAAAGUCUGACUAAUGAAUUAAAAAUUGAGUCUCUAGGCCUACGCAGUAAAGUCCUCCAGAAAAUUGAAGAACUGAGGAUGAACAUGAUCUCUGCUUCUGGUACUAUCCCUGAUGAGUUCUUAUGCCCUAUAACAAGGGAGCUUAUGAAGGAUCCUGUCAUUGCAGCAG